AUGGCUGGAAUCUACGUUGACGAGAUAUGCACUGGCAAGAAGAUAGAGCCGGGAUACAUGAAAGGAACUACAGAGCAGUGCAGGGAGUUCAGCGACAAGAGGUCCCAGGAUGACACUUCGUUUCCCGAUCUCGAUCUCUUCGAUAACACCGAAUGGCUUUACGGCGCGGGCAUUCUCGACCAGCCUGAACGUUACGAUGACCCGUCCACACUUCAGUACUUCCCAAAUGAUGGGGGCGAAGUGAUGGAACACGGACACCACUUGCAGAUAAACGCAGAGGAACCACUUUCUGAGAAAAGAUUGAGGUCUGGACCCUUUUUCGUCGACCCAUAA
Fusarium odoratissimum NRRL 54006 is the source of this 333-nucleotide messenger RNA. RefSeq lists its product as uncharacterized. The coding region runs from base 1 to 333 and encodes 110 amino acids. The transcript is spliced from 3 exons. Lineage: Eukaryota; Fungi; Ascomycota; Sordariomycetes; Hypocreales; Nectriaceae. The record is from RefSeq and is a predicted model, not a curated record.